Molecule: messenger RNA, 825 nt
Organism: Zygosaccharomyces rouxii
Lineage: Eukaryota; Fungi; Ascomycota; Saccharomycetes; Saccharomycetales; Saccharomycetaceae
Gene: MAF1
Product: RNA polymerase III-inhibiting protein MAF1
Exons: 1
Coding region: 1-825 (274 amino acids)
Biological process (GO): negative regulation of transcription by RNA polymerase III
Cellular component (GO): nucleus
Molecular function (GO): RNA polymerase III core binding
Source: RefSeq, a predicted model, not a curated record
AUGUCUGUUAAUGAAAAUGGAUCACCAUCUGCAAGUUUUUCACCUAAUAGUGGUGUUAAGACCAAUAAAUUGAACGAUCAAAAUUUAAAAGAAUUGGUUUCCAAUUCUGAAUCCCGUUAUAUGAGUUCCCCUUCGCCAGGGGAUUCUAAUUCUAAUUCUAAUCCUCGUUCAUUUUAUGCAAACAGAAGAACGAGUAGUAGUACAGGCCUACAACCAAGUAAAUCAGCAAUCAACAGAAGGAGAUCUUCAGCAGUUAAUGAUCCAGCCAAUAGUAUAAAUAUUGGACCUUUUGGUCCAAUUAAUGAAACUGCUAGCAGAAGAACUUUUGCCUAUUUGAUUGCAAUUUUAAAUGCUUCUUUUCCAGAUCAUGAUUUCUCAUCUUUGGAACCAACAGAUUUUUUGAAGAUUUCAUUGAAAUCGAUGAUAUCAAAAUUUGAAAAUUCCCUUUAUUCCUUGGGGAAAAACCCUGAAGAAUGGAUGUGGGAGAUAAUAAAUUCUCAUUUGGAUAUGCCAGAUUGCGUAAUAUAUCAGUACAGUCCGCCUAGAUCAUUUUUAGAUGAUGAACCAGGAUACCUUUGGAGCCUUGUAUUUUUCCUUUUCAAUAAAAAGAGGAAAAGAGUGGCUUACUUAUACCUAAUCUCAUCUAGACUAGAAUCUCCAACAGAAGGGAAUGUCAAUGAAGAUGAAGAGAGGGAAAAGUUAAAUCAGAAGAGGAGAACAGUGAUUGACGAUGAAGCGGCGGACUAUGAAGGUGAAUACGAUUUGGUUUAUGAUGAGAAUGCAAUCGAAGAUGAUGCAGAUGAUGCUGUGGAGGUUACAAGCUAA